Messenger RNA from Pseudonaja textilis, 3650 nucleotides. It is a transcript of the gene ESRP2, whose product is annotated as epithelial splicing regulatory protein 2. Gene Ontology annotation, molecular function: RNA binding. Lineage: Eukaryota; Metazoa; Chordata; Lepidosauria; Squamata; Elapidae. The record is from RefSeq and is a predicted model, not a curated record.
GGUAACUUAGGAAAAAGAGAGCGAGGAAAAAAAAGAUUCUUUUUAAAAAAAAACAAAAAAAAAACCUAGGCUGGGUUCCUGCCAUGAUGUCAGAGGGAGACAAACGGACUGCCUGUUAAAUUUUAUCCCCCAGUUAGAGCUGGGGAGACAGAACUCACCUCAAAUACAGCUGUUCCCCCCUUCUGUGGUCAUGACGGCUUCUUCUUCGCACAGUGACUGUUUGGUGGUCUUGUUUGGGGCAUCCGCUGGUGGAAAUGGGGCUAAGCUGGGGUCCGAUGAGAGGGAACUAAUUCUGUUGGUGUGGCAAGUUGUGGAUCUUCCCAGCAAGAAGGUAGGGACCCUGCACAAAUGCCUGGUGAAGGCAGACAAUUUGGAGCUAAGUGAGCCGUGCCGAGAACUGACAGGGUUAACCCCCGAAAGCUUGGCCAAAGCGGAGCCUCUGGAUCGCGUUCUGCAACAGUUCAGCCAACUGGUUUCCAAUGACCUGAAGGUUCUAGGAAGCAGCUCGUACAUUUUCUGCACCGAUGGCCAACUCCUUAUUCGACAAGUUCUCCACCCAGAAGCAUCCAAAAAGAAUCUUCUGCUAUCUGACUGCUUUUAUUCAUUUUAUGAUCUACGGAAAGAAUUCCAUGACUGCUAUCCCAGCUCAGCCCCCGUGAAGGAUCAAACUAUACAAUCUAUGGCUGAAUAUAUUGGCUAUGGGAUAGAUGAAAACGAGGAGGAUUUUGGAGUAUGGCAAGUGAAAGCCAUGGUAGCCAUUGUUUUCAGCAUGCUUCCAGAUACAUGCAGUCACAGGUUUACCACCCCUGAAACAGUGAAGUACAAGUAUGAAACGGGACCCUGUAGUAAAUCAGAAGUGGUGGACAAUGAAACGGUCAUACGUGCCCGAGGGCUCCCUUGGCAGUCUUCGGACCAAGACAUAGCUCGUUUUUUCAAAGGCCUUAAUAUUGCCAAAGGUGGUGUGGCCUUGUGUCUCAAUGCUCAAGGAAGGCGAAAUGGAGAGGCGUUGGUGCGGUUUGUCAGCUCUGAACAGAGAGACUUGGCUCUGGAGAGGCACAAACAUCACAUGGGGAGCCGAUAUAUUGAGGUUUACAAAGCCACAGGAGAGGAAUUUCUGAAAAUUGCUGGUGGCACCUCCAAUGAAGUUGCCCAGUUCCUCUCCAAGGAGAACCAAGUCAUCAUCAGGAUGCGGGGUCUCCCUUUCACUGCAACGCCUGAGGAUGUGCUCGGCUUCUUGGGCCCCGAGUGUCCUGUCACUGGAGGCAAGGAGGGCCUCCUCUUUGUCAAGUAUCCAGAUGGCCGGCCAACUGGAGAUGCGUUUGUGCUAUUUGCUUGUGAAGACUAUGCACAGAAUGCCCUGAAGAAACACAAGGAGAUCUUGGGCAAACGCUACAUUGAACUCUUCAGAAGCACAGCAGCUGAAGUCCAGCAGGUUCUCAACCGAUACAUGUCAGCUCCCCUGAUUGCCACUCUUCCUACCCCGAUCGUCCCUGUCAUCCCUCCUCCUUACACCAUCGCUGCGGGCAGUGUGCGAGACUGUGUCCGCCUCCGAGGCCUGCCUUACACAGCUGGGAUUGAUGACAUUUUGGAGUUCAUGGGCGAUGCAACCGGAGACAUCAAACCGCAUGGAGUUCACAUGGUCCUGAACCAGCAAGGCCGGCCCUCAGGUGAUGCCUUUAUCCAAAUGAAAUCUUCCGACCGAGCCUUCUUGGUGGCCCAGAAGUGUCACAAGAAAAUGAUGAAGGACCGUUACGUGGAAGUCUUCCAGUGUUCAGGGGAGGAGAUGAAUUUUGUCUUAAUGGGUGGCACUUUAAACCGUAGUGGAUUGUCUCCGCCCCCUUGUAAGUUACCAUGCCUUUCUCCUCCCACCUACGCUGCUUUUCAGACAGCAGCCACCGCGGUCAUCCCAGCAGAAGCUGCUAUAUACCCAUCACAAGCCCUCUUGCCUCCAACCAGGACUCAACAAGCUGCAGCUGCAGCUGCAGCGGCUGCAGCAGCUGUCACUCCAGCUGUCACUUACUACCCCACUCAGGCGGCUCAACUUUACAUGAAUUACACCGCUUACUAUCCCAGCCCUCCAGUGUCUCCAACCACAGUUGGCUACAUCACGGCUCCUCAAGCUGCUGUGGCAGCCGCCGCCUCAGCUUCCCACACUCCUAUGGUCCCUCAAGCAGGCGCUCUUGUCCGGAUGCAAGGAUUGCCCUACAAUGCCGGAAUGAAGGAAAUCCUAAGCUUUUUCCAAGGGUACCAGCUCCAUGCAGACUCCGUCCUCCCGCUUUUCAACUUCAGCGGUCAGCCCAGCAGAGAAGCUCUGGUUUCUUUUCCCAGCCUGGACUCCGCCAAGAAAGCUGUGGCUGAGCAAAAUGGAAGCCUCUUGGGGGGCCACUGUGUGGACCUCUGCCUUAUCUAGACACCCUCCCCUCCAGUGGAUCCGAGUGCGGGGAACAAGAACAAAUCUCCUCUUUCCUCUUCAAAGCAGCCGUGUCUUCCCUGCCCAACAGCCUUUUUCUCCUCCUGGAGGACCGAGCCACAUUCCCCCAAAGCAGAUCAGCCAAGGGAGAAGGAAUGACACCUAUUCCCGAAAAAAAAGCAGGAUUAAUUGCUCAAAUAUUAUUGAGACAAACACUACUCAGCUGAACUACUGAAAUGCUGUAGAUUUUAGGGUUUUUUGUUGUUGUUUCAUUUUAUUUUUAAAAUAUAAACAACUUUGCAUUCCCCGUUUGGAGAGAAAAAUGUUUUGUUUGAAAUACAGACUUGCCAAACCUCUUUCUCUAAUUUGGAGUAGAAGGGAAUUCCGUCUCAUCAAAAAGAGAAGAAUCUUUUGUUUGUUUGUUUCCCAAAAAAGGUGUCAAGUAACAUUAUAUUUUCCUGUUCCCUUUCCUUACUUAAAAAGAAAAAAAAAUGUCCAAGUGAAAUGACAGAAUAAGCUUUUUGGUUGAAAGGUGUCAAGAUCCAAUUGUUUUUCCCGUUCCCUCUCCUUAAAAAGAAAGAAAAAAGUGGUGUCCAAAUCAAAUGACCAAAUAAGCUUUUCAGUUUUUAAUUUUUGUUUUGUGAGGUAGAAUCCAAGUAAGUAAAGCCAUAUCUAAUUUUCAAACUGCCAACCUGUAAACUAAAACAAAAGUAGAAUCUUAGUAGGACAAUGACGGCACGUAAACACUGAGGACUAGUAAAUUAUAUAUGUUGUUUUAUUUAAACAUCAUAGUGCUCAAAUACUGUAUUUUGUUCUUGCUCUAGUUCACAUGCAUGCCAUUUGUUUACAAUAUUCAUUUGUAUAUUAUGACACAGCAAAGAAGUUGAAAUUUAAGUCUAAUUAGUGCAUGUUUUUUUUUAAAUAUAUGUAUAUACAUGUUCAAAGAACAUAGUUUUAUGUUUGUAGUGUGUGCCGAAACAUCUGUUGUACAAGCACUAAAUAAUUUUGGUUUUUAACUGUGCCUUGAUCAGGAUUCUUUCGAAAUGUGCAAUAACAACGGAGGAAACCAGACUGAGUCAAAUUGGACUCUUGGGUACCUGUGAAUGCAGGGAUUUUGUUUUUUUGUUUUUUUGUUAAAGAACUCUUGAGUAGUACUUAAAAGGGGAUCAGACGUGCCCGGCCUUGAAUUGAUAUAUGCUUCUUUAUAUGAUAAGAAAUAAAAGACGCUUGCAGGAAAAUG